AUGCCAUCGGACAAGGCCACAUUCCGUAUCCUAUACCUGUUUGUCCUCAUAGCUACGGGCUCCCGGCUCCCGCAAACGCAGGCCUCACAUAGCCAACAUCUUGCCGGACUAGAUGAUGAAGCCCGACACCCACACAAAUGCGGCGAGCAUCGGGUCCUGACAAGCACUGCCAUCAACUAUUGCGAGCACCGUGAUCAUCGCCUCGUAGAUGAGGACAAUCUCUCCGGAGAUACGGGAGUUCAUAAGGGUGUUCUCACUGCUGCCUCCCAGAUGAAACAGCUGCAGGGGAAUAUGAUUAUUUAUGAUUGGGCAUGUACGACGAUGGCGCGUGCUUGCCCUGCACAUUGUACCUGUCCAUGCCCAUGA
This is a messenger RNA of Peniophora sp. CBMAI 1063, 366 nucleotides long. NCBI's taxonomy places the organism in Eukaryota, Fungi, Basidiomycota, Agaricomycetes, Russulales, Peniophoraceae. The record is from the annotation of a GenBank genome assembly.